Gorilla gorilla gorilla (western lowland gorilla) is the source of this 3509-nucleotide messenger RNA. RefSeq names its product dynein light chain roadblock-type 1 (gene DYNLRB1). Gene Ontology annotation, cellular component: cytoplasmic dynein complex. Gene Ontology annotation, biological process: microtubule-based movement. NCBI's taxonomy places the organism in Eukaryota, Metazoa, Chordata, Mammalia, Primates, Hominidae. The transcript has 4 exons. The record is from RefSeq and is a predicted model, not a curated record. Bases 2882 to 3172 code for a protein of 96 amino acids.
GGAGUCUCGCUCUGUUGCCCAGGCUGGAGUGCAGUGGCGCGAUCUCGGCUCGCUGCAACCUCCACCUCCCGGGUUCAAGUAAUUCUGCCUCAGCCUCCCUAGUAGCUGGGAUUACAGGUGCCCAUCACCAAUGCACGGCUAAUUUUUGUAUUUUUAGUAGAGACGGGGUUUCCCCACAUUGGCCAGGCUGGUCUCGAACUCCUGACCUCAGGUGAUCCGCCCGCCUUGGCCUCCCAAGUGUUUGGAUUACAGGCAUGAGCCACCGCGCCCGGCCCCAAAACUUUUUAAAAUCCCUUCUCUCAGAGCUGACAACAUUGCCACAGCCCAUGUGCUUCCUCCCUAAUCUGGCUGACCAUAACAGCAUCCUGUCUUCAUUUUUCCAUCCUCCUCGCUCCAGUAUAUCUUCUGUACUACCUCAGGAUUAUCUGUGGAAGACCUGUCUCAUGCCUCCUCUACCUAAAAUUUUACAGUCGUUUCUCCAUUACCGCAGAAUAAAACUUUUUUUUUUUUUUUUUGAGACGGAGUGUUGUUCUGUCGCCCAGGCUGGAGUGCAGUGGCGCGAUCUCGGCUCACUGCAACCGCCGCCUCCUGGAUUCACGCGAUUCUCCUGCCUCAGCCUCCCGAAUAGCUGGGGUUACAGGCGCACACCACCACCCCCGGCUAAUUUUUUGUGUAUUUUUAGUAGACGGGCUUUCACUAUGUUGGCCAGACUGGUCUCGAACUCCUGACCUCGUGAUCCGCCCGCCUUGGCCUCCCAAAGUGCUGAGAUUACAGGUGUGAGCCACUGCGCCGGGCCAAAACUCUUAAAGUUUGUAAGCCUGCCACUCCGGGACAUUCUUGGUCCUAUUCCAGCUCCUCCUUCAUUCUCAUUUUGGCUCCUGUCACAUGAACUAUUGGCCAUUCUCUUUUUUGCUUCUGGGAUUGUAAUCUGUUAAAAUCCUUUCACUCCUCUCAGUCUGGUUCUCCAUGGGCAAGACAGUGGUGAUUCUUCCAGUGCUUAUCUUCCAGGAUGUUUUAGGGUCCAGUCUCUGCAGCACUUCUUCCCCUUGCUAAAUGCUUUCCUAAUGUUUCCAGCAUUCAAUAGAAAUUCCUUUGGAUCCAGUCCUUUUAAAAAUUUAUUUUGAAAUAAUUUUACAUUUACAGAGCUGUUGCAAAAAUGGUUAAGAGUUCCUGCACAGUCUUCACCCAGCUUUCUCCAAUGUUAUGAUCCCACAUAACCAUGCUAGAAUUACCAAAACUAAUAAAUUAACACUGGUAAAAAUAACACUAAACUACAGCCCUUACUCAGAUUUCACCAAUUUUCCCACCCAUGUUAUUUUUCUUUCUCCUUACUUCUCUAAUCUGUGACAGUUCCGCAUUCAUUCCUUGCUUUCAUGACUUUGAGAUUUUGGGGGGGGCGGGGUACAGGUAUCUUGUAGAACAUCCCUCACACUGGAUUUAGUGAAGUUUUCUCAUGGUUUAAGGCUGGGAGUUUUUGUGGAAAAUGACUCAGAGGUGAUGUGCCCUUAACGCAUUUUUAUCGGGGCACACGGCAUCAAUAUCUCCCCUUGCCAGUAAUACUAACUUUGAUCUGGUUACGGUGGUGUCUGCUAGGUUUCUUCGCAGUAAAGUCAAUCCUCUUAACAUGCAGACACUCGUGGAAGGAGAACCAAAUCCUUCCUCACUGAAGAGCAGCUACUGUGGAAUGAAACUUUGGAGUUAGGUCAUCGUUGAAUCCAGCAAGCUACAGUGCCUGGGAGAAACAGCAUUUAUAAAGUAUCGAGGUUACCGAUACUUCCCUGAAGCUACCGGAGAUAACGUUAUGUGCGUGUUCAGCACAGUAAUGUGGCACAGGGUUCACUAAACGGCAGCAUGUUUUAACAGAAGUUAUUUACUCCUAGAGGACCCAGAAACGUUUGCGGCCUGCGGGAACAGGACAACAUAGGGCUCUGGGAAGAGUCCCCCUUUCAGAGGUGAGAACAAGACAGAACACACAGAUGUGAAGUGCCUUCUGCUAGGUAACGCGAGGCGGAGCUGAGCUCGGAUUCUAAAGACUCCCAGGCCAGUCCUAACCAAUUCAUCUCCGAGCUUGCACGGCAUCUUACCCGGAGACUCCAGAGGUACCUGACUCCAGCCCCACCCCAGGCCUGCCCGAUCCCGAAGCGCAUUUUGGCCCUGGGCCUCUCUCUGCCUCAGUCUGGGCGCAAAGCGGGUGUCAGCAACCGUCCCACUUGCCUUCAUACCCUCCCACCACGCUCCACCCAGGGACUCCAGAACCAGCUUCGACCUCCAUUGAGAGCUGAAAGCCUCUUCCGAUACCGAGAACCAGCAUGGUUUUUGUUUUGUUUUGUUUUAGUCAGGGUCUCUUGCUCUGUCGCCCAGGCUGGAGUGCAGUGGCGCAAUCUCGGCUCACUGCAGCCUCGAACUCCUGGUCAGGCGAUCCUCCUACCUCAGCCUCUGGAGUAGCUGGAACUACACGAGCGCGCCACCACGCCCGGCUAAUUUUGUUUAUUUUUUAGUAAAGAAGGGGUCUCUCCAUGUUGCCCAGGCUGGUCUCGAACUCUUGGGCUCAAGCAAUCCUUCCGACUCGGCCUCCCAAAAUGCUGGAAUUACAGGCGUAAGCCACAGCGUCCAGCCAGAACCAGCAUCUUUUCUGCACGGCUGGAGUUGGGAAUUUUCCACAGCUUAGCGCACUGCUCCUUAGCUUUUCGCUUUGCCACAGUGGAAAGCAGAUUUUCCAAGAAUCCUGGCGGAGCCAAGAUCGGCUCGCCCGCCCCCGCCUCACGCUGGCUCCUGAUAGGCAGCUAGAGCUGUCCGUUUUGACAGAAACCUUUGCGCAGGCGCAGAAAGGCACAGGACUGGGCUAAGUGUUCGCUACGCGGGGCUACCGGAUCGGUCGGAAAUGGCAGAGGUGGAGGAGACACUGAAGCGACUGCAGAGCCAGAAGGGAGUGCAGGGAAUCAUCGUCGUGAACACAGAAGGCAUUCCCAUCAAGAGCACCAUGGACAACCCCACCACCACGCAGUAUGCCAGCCUCAUGCACAGCUUCAUCCUGAAGGCACGGAGCACUGUGCGUGACAUCGACCCCCAGAACGAUCUCACCUUCCUUCGAAUUCGCUCCAAGAAAAAUGAAAUUAUGGUUGCACCAGAUAAAGACUAUUUCCUGAUUGUGAUUCAGAAUCCAACCGAAUAAGCCACUCUCUUGGCUCCCUGUGUCAUUCCUUAAUUUAAUGCCCCCCAAGAAUGUUAAUGUCAAUCAUGUCAGUGGACUAGCACAUGGCAGUCGCUUGGAACCCACUCAGACCAAUCCAGUGACCGUGUGUGGGCUGGCGGCUCUUCCUCCCCCACCAACGGAACCCCUGUGUGCACCAACCUUCCCCAGAGCUCCGGAGGGCCCUCUCUCCUCACUUCCAGGUUUUGGAGCAAGAGCUUGCAAGAAGCCCGCACCCAGCUUCCUUCUGACCUUCAGUUGACUUUGUCGCCCUUGGAGAAAGCUGUUUUUCUUUAACUAAAAAUAACCAAAAUGCUUA